This is a messenger RNA of Asparagus officinalis (garden asparagus), 1722 nucleotides long. RefSeq lists its product as uncharacterized. The record is from RefSeq and is a predicted model, not a curated record. Bases 1 to 1722 code for a protein of 573 amino acids. Lineage: Eukaryota; Viridiplantae; Streptophyta; Magnoliopsida; Asparagales; Asparagaceae. The transcript is spliced from 4 exons.
AUGAGGAAAAUUCCUGACAAGUCAUGGAUAGAUAUCCCUAGGAUUGAACGGUUUCGCGAUCGACGUUAUAGGGAUGGAUGUGAAGCCUUCAUGAAGUAUGCCGAAAUGAACCCAAAUAAUUUAAGUAGCGGUGCAAUGUACUGCCCCUGUUAUAUAUGUAAGAAUAUGAAGCUGAAAAAUAGAGAGGAAAUACGAAGUCACUUAGCAAACUCUGGGUUUUACGCUGAAUAUAAAUAUUGGUCCUACCACGGGGAAGGCCAUACUGAAAUUGAAGUACCAGAUGUGCAUGUUGAUGCCAGUCAUGCUCUUGAUAUAGAUGAUACAGAAAAUUUACAAACUGAAGGUGGACCUAGCCAUACCGAAUACGAUAUUAACAAUGACAGUGAAGAUGAUAUCGUAGAUGAUGUCCAAGAUGCAACUGAGAUUCAAGAUGUUGAUGACCCAGAAGGCUUUGGAGAUGCUCAUAUUCCUGAGGACUUGGAUCGUAUAAUGAAACUACUGGAGGACAGUGAAAAGGAUCUGUAUGAGGGUUGCACCGAGUACUCCAGAUUUUCAUUUAUGUUGGAGCUCUUGCAUAUUAAGAACCUCAGUGGAAUGGCAAAUACUUAUUUCGAAAUGCUUCUUGAUUUGUUGCGGAAGGUAGUUCCAGGAGGAGAGCGUAGCAUUCCUAAAACAACUUAUGCGGCUAAGCAAAUUGUUUCCGAUUUGGGACUUGAUUACAAUAAGAUUGAUGCGUGUCCCAAUGAUUGUAUUCUCUACUAUAAGGAUAAUAAAGAACUUCAGGAAUGUCCAACAUGUGGAGUAUCUCGAUGGAAACAACGCACCCGCUCUUCAACAAGGCGGACAACAGAGUCAGUGUACAUGCAGAGCAAGAUUCCAGCUAAGGUGCUUCGCCAUUUUCCAUUAGUUUCUAGAUUGCAACGUCUGUAUAUGAACAAAGACACCGCUAAGAGCAUGAGGUGGCACAAAGAGGGUCGUAUAGAAGAUGGUAAGUUGAGACAUCCAGCUGAUGCAGAGGCUUGGAAGCAUAUUGAUAAGACUUUUCCCAAUUUCGCUCAUGAAUGCAGAAAUGUCAGACUUGGGCUUGCUAGCGACGGAUUCAAUCCGUUCGGGGUUAUGAGUUCAGGUAAGCAUGCACCAGGUAAUGAUAUUGAUGUCUACUUAGAGCCCUUAAUUGAUGAGCUAAAACAGUUAUGGUCGGAGGCUUAUGCUAAUCUUUCUGGUUGGUCUACAAAAGGCAAGUUUGCUUGUCCAGUAUGUGGCCCAGAAUUUGAAGGCCUUCACUUACCAUAUAGUCGAAAAUGUUGUUAUUGGUUCAACAGGAGAUGGUUGCCCUCGGGCCAUAAAUACAAAAAAUUAAGCAAUAAGUUUGACGGCACUGUUGAGACUAGGAAUAAACCACGUCAAAUGACCGGUGCUGAUAUUGUAAAGUUGCUUGAGCAUCUUCCUAAAAUUAGAUUUGGUAAGAACCGAUAUUCUAAAUAUUUGGGGUUUAUGAAGCACCUAGUUCGCAAUCGAGCUCAUCUAGAGGGUUCUAUGGCUGAAGGUUACGUGACCAACGAAUGUCAUACGUUUGCAUCACGUUACAUGCGCAACCGCGUAAAAGCUGAUCAGCCCCCAACUAAGGAGAAGAAACUCGUAAAAUAUCCAAGAUCUGACUUGGAGCAGGUUCAUGCAUAUGUAUUGAAUAAUCUUGACAUUUUCAGCGAUUAUCGAAGGUAA